CCAAAUUUCCAGCGGUGAUUCACCUUGAUUCACUGAGGAACUGCAGUCACUCGCCGUGGUGUUGACUCAUCAUUGGGCACGGCCCCCAUCGCCCCCAAAAAUGAGUCCAACGACCCCGCCACGCCCGCCACCGCUGAUAAGAUAAAAAAUUCGAAAAUCCCGGGCGAGGUUGGAGGGGCAGAGGGGUACUCAACAUCCACGCUCUAAGCAAUUGUUUCUAUCCUAUCCUGAACAGCCUUGUGCCAGCACCAAGCCAUCAACAACCUACAGGAUAAGCGCUUCCAAUUCAAAGUAGAAGCGCUCAAUAUGGCUUCCAACGAGUCUCCCGCUGCUCCUCACGAGCCCCCUUACACAUACCGCCCAAACCAGGGCUACGAACAGACCGAAGACAUCCCCGCCGAACUGAGAACCGUGCCCCACGAUGCCGCAGGCCAGGAAGAAGAAGACGACGACUUGGAGGACGUCUUUGGCGAGGACGAGGAGAUUGACGAUGAGGACUGGACCGCCGACUCUGGUGAUCUGACCAAGUCCUACAAUCGGCAGCGCAUGUUCAACAGCAACGACAAUGCCGUCCCACGUUCCAACAUCCAGAGACCGACUGCGAACACCAAGUCGAGUGUCGACGACCAAAUUACAGCACUUUCCAAGCAUGCUGCCAAGAUCAGGCUGGAUAGCGUCAAGGACACCGAUGAGAAGAGCAAGGAUAAGGCGGACCGCGCAACGAGCGAGCAGGUACUGGAUCAGCGCACGCGCAUGAUCCUGCUGCAGAUGAUCAACCGUGGCAUCGUCAGUGAGAUUCAUGGUGCCAUCAGUACCGGAAAGGAGGCCAACGUCUACCACGCCAUUUUGCACCCCGAGGGCGACAGUCCCAAUGUGCAGCGGGCCAUCAAGGUGUACAAGACAUCGAUUCUCGUCUUCAAGGAUCGCGAGAGAUACAUUGCAGGCGAGCACCGUUUCCAGAAGGGUUUCGACAAGAGCAGCAACAGAAAGAUGGUCAAGUUGUGGGCCGAGAAGGAGUUCCGUAACUUGAGGAGAAUACAUGCCGCGGGCAUCCCGUGUCCGGAACCCAUCAGCCUGAAGCUGCACGUUCUGGCUAUGGGCUUCCUCGGUGACAAGAAGGGAUGGGCGUAUCCCCGUCUAAGAGACGCAAACCUGACCGGAGACGAUGUCGAUGAGCAGUGGAGAGCACUGUACGUCCAGCUUCUGGGUCUCAUGCGCCGGAUAUACCAGAUUUGCAGGCUCGUUCACGCCGAUUUGAGCGAGUACAACAUCCUGUACAACGCGGGAAAGCUGUACAUCAUUGAUGUAUCCCAGAGUGUCGAGCCCGACCACCCGCGGGCAUUAGAGUUCCUGCGCAUGGAUAUUAAGAACGUUGGCGACUUUUUCAGGAGAAAGGGAGUCGACACGCUCAGCGACCGCAGCAUCUUUGACUUCAUCUCUGCGGCGGACGGUCCUGUUGAGGAGCCUGCCCUAGGUGAGGCUAUCGAGCAGCUGUACACCAGCAGGCCCGCCGACGACGAGGAGGCUGCUGCGGAGCAAGAGGUUGACAACGAGGUUUUCCGGAAACAGUACAUUCCCCAGACCCUCGAGCAGGUCUAUGACAUUGAGAAGGAUGCCGCAAAGAUUGGGCAGGGUGAUGGUGACAAGCUUGUCUACAAGAACCUUUUGGCCGACGCUGUCGUCAAGGACGAAGAGAAGGAAGAGGAAGAGGAGGAAGAGACUUCGGAGGACGAAUCAGGCAGCGGAGCUUCUCUGGCCAGCGGCGAGGAGGACGAUUCCAAGUUUGACAAGGGCCGGCCUAGGGGGCGCAAGCACGAGGACAAGGACGAGAAGAAGGUUAGUCUGUCUGCGUGGAAUACGAGGAAUAGCUUUACUGACACAGCACAGCAACACAAGCAGGCUGUCAAGGAGGCCAAACGCGAGAAGCGCAAGGAGAAGAUCCCCAAGAGCGUCAAGAAGAAGCUUGUCUCGGCGUCGUCAAGAAAGAAGCACUAAGCUGCUCAAUCGUGGACGAAAACAAGCGAGCCGAUCUGGGCUCCAGCGAGGAUAGGUCUGGUGGCGGAGGAUAUAUGUAAGGGGCCUUAUGUGUAUGCAAUCGGGUGAUGAAGACUCGAUCGGCCACGGACGGGCGGGAUGCUGUGUUCUGGCUCCCAAGCCACAACCGCUUCUCGCCCGUCAUCACUGGCUCUAGAAUGCCCCUAGAGGUUUUCACACGCCUCAAGGGCAUCGUGAUGAUCAAGGAGAGCUCUGACGAUUGCUACCGUUCUGCGGCGGUGUUGGAAUUUUGGAAUGGAAGAGUAUAGGCUGUCCAAGUUGAGCCCUUUCACCUAUCACAACUUAGACCGAGCAGAGAAUUGAAGGCACCCUCUUCGUCAUUUCUUCGAAGUACCUGACGUGAUGUUACAUCCCGCCCGUUCGCUAAGUUACUUCUUUCUCGUCCUUCCAUCUGCUCUUACCAA
Messenger RNA from Colletotrichum godetiae, 2459 nucleotides. Its product is annotated as RIO1 family-domain-containing protein. The transcript has a single exon. Gene Ontology annotation, cellular component: preribosome, small subunit precursor; cytosol. Gene Ontology annotation, molecular function: ATP binding; protein serine/threonine kinase activity. NCBI's taxonomy places the organism in Eukaryota, Fungi, Ascomycota, Sordariomycetes, Glomerellales, Glomerellaceae. Gene Ontology annotation, biological process: maturation of SSU-rRNA. The record is from RefSeq and is a predicted model, not a curated record. The coding region runs from base 307 to 1995 and encodes 562 amino acids.